AUGUCAGCUCCACUCGCCGCCUCACCCUCUUCCCUCGGCUCCACACCCCUCACCUCCUUCUCAUCCUCCUCACGCGACACUCAGUCUUCCCAGUCCUCUCAGUCAACGCCUCGGGUAUCAAGAUAUGCCCCGCGCCGGAGCAUGGCGGUCAUCAUCACCGAGAGCGACAGCGAGGAGGACAUCGAUCCGAAAGUCGCGCCCAGACACGAACAGCAAGACUCGUCCAUACGGAGCGAUAUACGGCGAUACAUGACUCAGCCCAUCUCUCAGACGAAUAACCUACCUCGGAGGCUGCCAAGCCAGGUACAUGCUCCCUCUGGUAGAUCGGCCGCAACCACUCGCACGGUCGCUCAUCAAGCUCGCAUCACCUCAAGAACCCCUCAGCUCCCCACACCCAUACCAGCUCGUUCCGCCCCGCCUGUCCUUGGCGCAGGAUCGAGGCAGCGCAAUACCUCUCGCCAGACUCCCUUACCGACCGCAUCGAGAAUCUCCUUCCCUCGCCUCGGCCGCUUCAAUUCCCUCCCGCACGAGAAGCUCUCCAUCCCGCCGGUCAUGGAGGAAACCAGCGAGAGCCUCCCAACCAAGCUGUCGGGAAGGAAGCGAGAGCGAGAAGAUGAGGGAGUGGACGGGGUGGAUCAUGAUAAGGGAGACGGGGAAGCGACGGACGGGUCAGGGGAGGAGAAGGGGGAAGAGGGGUUUGAGGCGGACGACGAGGAGGGAGAGCGUUCUCCGGAUGCAGCAGUGGAGGACACAGGUGGUGCGCUAGAGACUUGCUUCUCGCUCUCGAGCCCGACCGCUUCUCAGGCCGAUACCGCACUGCCCAGAUCACCUUCGCCGAAUGUCACCUUCAGCGUCGCGCUUUCCAGCUCGAUUGACGGGAUGUAUGGGACAGAUGCACUCUCUGACGAUCGGAUGGACAUCGACCCGACAAGCGGUCUUCACCCGCCAGUACCGAACGACGAGUAUGACUUUGGGCUAUCGUCCCUCGCCCGACCGGCGGCGGUCUCGCUCGACGCGGCUGAUACCAAAUCAGACGACGAAGAAGGGGACUUCCUCGCAAAGCUUCUCAUGCGUGCUCAGCGAAUGCGGGAAGGCAAGGACCCGGACGUACUCUCCGAUACUCGCGCGCCGAUCGAGGCGGGGGAAGGCGGAGAGGAGGAGAAUGUGUUGACAGACCUAGACGACGAGCUCCUUCAGAGCGACUUUGGGGAUGACUUUGACGCUGCACUUCAGCUAGACGAAGGAGGAGAAGUCAACUCGAGAAGGCAUCAAGCUCUCGCAUUCCUCGAGUCACUCCCUCUUCGCCUGCUCUCGCAGCUCAACACAUCGCUCAUGAUUCUCAACGAGCAAGAACGGUCCCGGCUCAGCCCGAAACGAGCAGUCAAGAAGGGAGGAUGGAGGAAGAAUGAUAGUCAGGCGGAAGAGGGGGAAGAAGGAAUGGGAGAGGGGAUGGAGCUCAUCCCGGAUGAGACGCAAGGGGAAGAUGGGGUGGAGGGCGAGGGGAAGAAGGGGAGCGGAAGGGGAGGUGGAGAUGAGUUGGCACAUGUGGGGAUUGAGCUGAGCUUGACGAAUCGUAAGACUGGAGCCGAUCAGGUCGUCUCUUUCCCGGAUGAUCCGCUCAACAUGGGCAACAAAGCCACCUCUCAGCAUCGACUCGCGGAGAUCAUGCGUGUUGCUGCGCUCAUGUAUGCAGCGAUUCUGACGGAUACGGUGACGACCAAGCGUGAUAUUUUCUACAAGGACGUCGCGCUCUUUGGCACCCAAGCUACGGUCGACAAGCUGGUCGACGAUAUCGCCGCCUCAGCCGGGCUCAAGAGGCAAGACUUUAUGGUCUGCGCAACCAGUAAAGGUCUUAUCGCUUCUUCGGCGCUCAAGGUGUUCCUCAAGACUGGCGAGGAGUUAUCAUUCUCGGCUACCAACGCAUCUCUCAUCCCUCCCAUCGAGCGUAUCGAGCACAUCUCAUCCGACACGGAGCAUAUCGACUGGGUGCUGAUCGUCGAGAAGGAUGCGGUCUUCCAGACUCUAUGUGGAUACGCACUGCUAGGCGACCCAGAAAUGGGCUCAGGGGUCCUCAUCACUGGCAAGGGCUAUCCAGACUUAGCGACCCUCCAGCUUGCCUCUUUAAUCGCUACCGCAUUUCCCUCUGCCCGCUUCUACGCACUAGUCGACGCAGACCCACACGGUCUCGAUAUCCUCUCGGUAUACACGCACGGAUCUCAAGCGACAAAGUUCUCGCAUGAUCAUGCGGACUUGGCAUUGGGAGAUAGACUGGAAUGGAUGGGUGUGAAGGCUAGUGAAUGGGCUGGGUUGGGGGUGAGGUAUGAUGAUCUCCUUCCGCUCUCAGAGAAGGAUGUGCAGAAGGCACGUUUUGAUCAGCUAUCUGAAUCGUAUCUCAGUGCUAUGGCGAUGCUCUCGAAUCGUGUCGAUAUGCCUUCUACCUGGCGACGAGAGCUAGUCCACAUGUUACACCUCAACAAGAAGGCCGAGAUUCAGGUGUUGGCGAUGCGGGGCCAGCAUGAUCACCACGACGCAGAGACGGAGGGGAUGGUGGAUGGGGAAGAUGGGGAAGAGCAAGCGGAGGGAGAGACGGGGUGGACAGGAAGCGGGAUGAAUGGGGUGGUCAGGUACGUGGUGGAGAAGCUGAAGAUGUGA
Molecule: messenger RNA, 2652 nt
Organism: Dioszegia hungarica
Lineage: Eukaryota; Fungi; Basidiomycota; Tremellomycetes; Tremellales; Bulleribasidiaceae
Product: Spo11/DNA topoisomerase VI subunit A
Exons: 15
Coding region: 1-2652 (883 amino acids)
Biological process (GO): meiotic DNA double-strand break formation; reciprocal meiotic recombination; meiotic DNA double-strand break processing
Cellular component (GO): nuclear chromosome
Molecular function (GO): DNA binding; DNA topoisomerase type II (double strand cut, ATP-hydrolyzing) activity; ATP binding
Source: RefSeq, a predicted model, not a curated record